UGGGGAGGUAAGUGAGGCCCACUUCGACCCAGCAGCUCACUGCAGAAAGGCCCUGUCCCCACUCCCCACGCCAAGCCCAGCACAGCCAAGUGACAGCUCUCCCUCGGAGAAGAAGAAGUUAUCGCCGUUGACCGCUCCUCUAAGAAACCGAAGCAACCAUGUGUGACGAUGAGGAAAGCACUGCCUUGGUGUGUGACAACGGCUCGGGCCUGUGCAAGGCGGGCUUCGCCGGGGAUGACGCCCCCAGAGCCGUCUUCCCCUCCAUCGUUGGCCGGCCCAGGCACCAGGGAGUGAUGGUGGGCAUGGGUCAGAAGGACAGCUACGUGGGCGACGAGGCCCAGAGCAAGAGGGGUAUCCUGACCCUUAAGUACCCCAUCGAGCACGGAAUCAUCACCAACUGGGACGACAUGGAGAAGAUUUGGCAUCACUCCUUCUACAACGAGCUGCGCGUGGCCCCUGAGGAGCACCCCACCCUGCUGACGGAGGCCCCCCUUAACCCCAAGGCCAACAGGGAGAAGAUGACCCAGAUCAUGUUUGAGACCUUCAACGUUCCAGCCAUGUAUGUAGCUAUCCAGGCUGUCCUGUCUCUCUACGCUUCCGGUCGCACCACAGGUAUCGUGUUGGACUCUGGCGACGGCGUGACCCACAACGUGCCGAUCUACGAGGGCUAUGCUCUGCCCCACGCCAUCAUGAGGCUGGACCUGGCAGGUCGAGACCUCACCGACUACCUCAUGAAGAUCCUCACCGAGAGGGGCUACAGCUUCGUCACCACUGCUGAGAGAGAAAUCGUGCGUGACAUCAAGGAGAAGCUGUGCUACGUGGCUCUGGACUUCGAGAACGAGAUGGCCACCGCCGCCACCUCCUCGUCCCUGGAGAAGAGCUACGAGCUUCCUGACGGACAGGUCAUCACCAUCGGCAACGAGAGGUUCCGCUGCCCCGAGACCCUCUUCCAGCCCUCAUUCAUUGGCAUGGAGUCCGCCGGCAUCCACGAGACCACCUAUAACAGCAUCAUGAAGUGUGACAUCGACAUCCGUAAGGACCUGUACGCCAACAACGUGCUGUCCGGUGGCACCACCAUGUACCCCGGCAUCGCUGACCGCAUGCAGAAGGAGAUCACCGCCCUGGCCCCCUCCACCAUGAAGAUCAAGAUCAUCGCUCCCCCAGAGAGGAAGUACUCUGUCUGGAUCGGAGGCUCCAUCCUGGCCUCCCUGUCCACCUUCCAGCAGAUGUGGAUCAGCAAGCAGGAGUACGAUGAAGCAGGCCCAAGCAUUGUCCACCGCAAGUGCUUCUAGAAAGCUUCGGCCUCUCCCCUCCCCUCCCCUCUUCUUCAGACCUGAUUGAUUUCCCCCCCUUGCUGGCCACCUUAUGUCCCAGUGUAGCCUAGUCUGGCACAACCUAGUUCAAAAGCCCAGUCCCGUUUUCCACAAGAAAAACACUCAAGCCGAAGAGAUGGAGGAAGCUGUCAUAUUUUCGGAUUGAACUUUUGAUCAUCAAGGCUCAGCCUUUUAGAAUUCAGCUCAGUCCCAUCUUUUCUGAUGUUUUUCUUGUCUAAACGAUAACCAGGCUUAAACCACACACCCACUCCUUGUUUCGUUCUGUCUAAGUCUCUGCUUUGAGGCCUGAAUCACCAUAAGUGCCUAUUCAAAACAAGAAGACUUCCCCCCAGAAGGGCUCAGUUCAGAGCCCUCCCUUGCUCUCUGUCUCUCUCUCUUGCUGCCUGUAAUACUGUGAAUGUGGUGCUUGUCCUUUUACCCCUCUCCGAACCCCCCCCCCCCCCCCUCCAUCCCUCUCCUAAAUGUAACUCCACGUUCUGUCUUUUGCACUGCUCACCCCUUUCCUCGAGUGAAUCUCCCUUUUUUGUUAUUGUUUAAUGUCAAAUGUUUUUAUUUUUGAACAAAUAAUUUUGAACAUUGCCAGUUGGGUGGUAAUUAAAUCGGCGGGGGCCAUUCCCAGGUCAGACCAGUUUUGAGAAAAACUGUCAAAAGCUGAACUGGUGGUUAAUGGUUUUUGCCAAACGUUCAUUGGAAAAGUCUGCUGAGGCCAAUGUGGUUCAAAACAAGCUUCAAAGAUAGCCAUGAGGAACAUUCAAAAGCUGAAGGGUUAAGACUUGUAUGUGAUAACGUUGAUGAUGACAUGUGAAAACAUGAAUAAGACUGCCCCGGAAAGACAAUAAAAGCUUGUAUACAAAACAAUGUUUGUGUAUCGG
Molecule: messenger RNA, 2206 nt
Organism: Gadus chalcogrammus (walleye pollock)
Lineage: Eukaryota; Metazoa; Chordata; Actinopteri; Gadiformes; Gadidae
Product: actin, aortic smooth muscle
Exons: 9
Coding region: 159-1292 (377 amino acids)
Source: RefSeq, a predicted model, not a curated record